This is a messenger RNA of Cutaneotrichosporon oleaginosum, 1555 nucleotides long. RefSeq lists its product as uncharacterized. Lineage: Eukaryota; Fungi; Basidiomycota; Tremellomycetes; Trichosporonales; Trichosporonaceae. The record is from RefSeq and is a predicted model, not a curated record.
CCGCCACGCAUUUACUUGCAUCUCACUCAUCGCUUACUCACUUUCUCUCACUGUCGUCGCUCUCGACGACGGUCCGCACUGCUUACACUUUCCUGCAGUUCCCCACCUUGGUGUUGAGUGCGGCAUCGGUCACAGCGACCGGCGCAAUCACCUCGGUCAUCAUAUCCGUCGGCUAUCAACAUCCGGCAACUCCCACGCUCAGCGACGCUCCGCUAGCCUCUCCCCCAUCCCCAUAUCCUUAGGGUGAGCAAUGGGGAACACGACCUCGACCUCGAAGCCACUGCGGCGCCUCUCGCGCGCCUCCGUCUCCUCGACCGGCGCCUCCUCCACCGGCGUAGUAGACGAGCAGCUCCCAGUCCGCCCACCUCAAGACGAGGAGCACGAUGACUUUGACGAGACGUUCGACGUGCCGACGUUCUCGACGCGCCGCCCGCUGAGGCGGCACUCGGCGCCGGACGACGACACCGACACGCUCUGCGACUCAGCCUCCAUCAUGACGGCCUUCACGGACGCAACGCUUACCGCGGACCCGCUGCAGGCUUAUGUGGCGGGCAGCUCUGUCGUUUCGGCAGCUGUCGACGCGGCGAUGGACGUGUUGAACGGGAACGCGAAGGGUUGGCGGCGGGACGUCGCGCUCGCGCAGCUCGAGUGGCUUGCAGCGGACGGGGCGCGGCGCGCCCGCUGGGUGCGGAGCGAGGCCGCCGCGCGCACCAAGCGCGCGAAGGGGCGGCGCGCGAGUCUGGGCGCGCCGAAGAGGGUCGAGCUGCGUCUCUCAACUGCCGGCGAGGAGCGCGUUGUUGCGGAGGACGCGGCGACCGCGCGCCGCGUGCAGAUGGAAGCGGCGGCAGGGGAUCAGCGCGCCGGCGCGGAAGAGGAUGCCAAGUUACAGCUUGAGCGGGCGCACGACGCGAUCCACGAGCACGGGCACGGGCAUGGGCAUGGGCACGGGCACCAUGAGGCUGGGGGCGAGCGUAGCGGCGCGGGGGCGGGAGGCGCCGGCGGCGCAGUGGAGGCGGCUCGAGAGGGCGCUGGGAAUGGGGACAGGGCGCAAGUGUACGCGACGAAGCGCGGCCAGCUGCGCGCCGCCGAGGAGCGAUACCAUGCCGCAUGCGCCGAGGCCGCGAAGGAACACUCGGCAAUGCUCGCGCACGCGGCGCUGGCGCACGAGCGCGCUUUCUCUUCCUGCAAGGUCACGUAUAUGGGCAAGCGGCUGCGCGAGCCGGACGCGCAAGGCGAUCUGACAUUCACGGCGGCGGCGGGCGCGGCCGUCGAGUCCAAGCAAAAGCGCAGCGCAUGGUCGGGCCAGUACCAGGUCGGCCAGUGGCGGCGGUAGUGAUGUCUUGUCGCCGAGCGGCAGAGACGGUUGUACACGUAUGCAGAGAACAUAUUUUCCCGACGCGCCAUUCCGGAUGGCAUGCUGGCCGGCAUGGCGCGGACGGGUUCACUGCGUCGAAGCGCCCCUUCGCGCCCCUCGGGAUAUCCGGAACAGGCCCCAGUCACGAUCCACCAGCCAUCCCGGUGCCGACCAAAGUCUUUCAGUACAUUGAAAAGACAG